This is a messenger RNA of Erpetoichthys calabaricus (reedfish), 2017 nucleotides long. RefSeq names its product eukaryotic translation initiation factor 5A (gene eif5a). The record is from RefSeq and is a predicted model, not a curated record. The coding region runs from base 52 to 519 and encodes 155 amino acids. The transcript has 4 exons. Gene Ontology annotation, molecular function: ribosome binding; translation elongation factor activity; RNA binding. Gene Ontology annotation, biological process: positive regulation of translational elongation; positive regulation of translational termination. NCBI's taxonomy places the organism in Eukaryota, Metazoa, Chordata, Cladistia, Polypteriformes, Polypteridae.
UUCGUUUAUAGAAUAAAUUCUUGCUUACAGUACCCCUAGCACCUAUCCAUCAUGGCCGAUUCUGAUCUUGAUUUUACCACUGGAGAUGCCGGGGCUUCCAGCACCUUCCCCAUGCAGUGCAGUGCCCUGCGUAAGAACGGAUUUGUUGUCCUAAAAGGACGUCCCUGUAAAAUUGUUGAAAUGUCAACUUCGAAGACUGGAAAACACGGUCAUGCUAAGGUUCAUAUGGUUGGAAUUGACAUUUUCUCUGGAAAGAAGUAUGAAGAUAUCUGUCCUUCCACCCACAAUAUGGAUGUUCCUAACAUCAAGAGAAAUGAUUAUCAGCUGAUUGGCAUUACAGAUGGCUAUCUCUCUCUGCUGAUGGAUAAUGGAGAUGUCCGUGAGGAUCUCAAACUGCCAGAUAAUGAAUUGGGCAAAGAGAUAGAAAACAAAAAUGAUGGUGGUGAGGAGAUGCUGAUUUCUGUGCUGUCUGCUAUGGGAGAGGAAGCUGCUGUUGCCAUCAAGGCCAUGACCAAGUAAAUAGGAAGAGACUGGCUGCUCAUGCUGAGACCUACCACAAAUCUUACAUUUUGGUUCUAAUUGUCACCAAAGCUAUGGCCUUCACAAACAACCUCAGUUUUUGAUUUCUGUUUCAAAAUGGCACUGGACUUUACAACUGUCUUGUAGGCUGAUGGGCAUUACGCCAAAUCACUGAGGUGGCUUUUUAUUUUACUGAAUUGUGAUUUUUUUUUUUUCCUCUCUUUGCUUAUGCUUUAAAGGUAUUAGUCCUACCACUUACAUUCCUAAACAUGAUAAAAAUGCGAUUCAGGAUAUGUUUAAUUUCCAUUUUAUUUUAUAUUCUCUUCCCUUGGAAGUCUUCUAUAUUUCAGUUUUAUUCAAUGUGCUGAACUUUGCCCAGAGUCAAAAGUUGUCCACUAUUUAAAAACCAAAGGCAAUACUUCAGUCAUAUUGAGUGAUUGGUAGUACUGUCCUUUCCCAGUGCUGCACUGGUGUCAUCAAGUAGAAAUGGGUCUUUAUCGGCACAUAAACUUAAACCUUGAGUAUAACAGUUUUCUAAUAACCCAAAUGAUUAAACUUCAGUGAUUUUUUUUCUUAAUGCCGGUCUGCCUUAAUGCAAUCCUGCAGCCAAGUCAAUGCUGGUGGCCAUGUGCAAUUGUUACCUCUGUACUAAAUGUCAACUUGUUGGCUGUCAUUGGCAACCUUAAUGUCUAAAGCCUGUAUGUUUUCAGCUAGGUAGGCAUUCAGAAUGUUGUACUGACGCCAUAUGGCAUGUUUAAGGGGAACUCAAACUGGGGGAAGGGCGUAAGCAUUACAAACCUUUUCACUUGAGGCCUUUGUCACCAGACUUGAGAGAGAGAGAAAUAAUAAUAAAAAAAAAAAACCAGAAAAAAUGCAGUUCAGUUGCUCUUUUUUUAUUUGCAAAGAAGUAAUAGCAAAUGAGGGAUCUAUUUUCCCCAGACCCCACCCACCCAACAAAGUCUCAGUCUGAAGUUUUGUCUGCAGCGUGUGCUACUGUGUGGUCUUGCAUGUGCUGAACAGUCAUUAAUUUGAAUGUUUACCUACUUUAAUGUAAAAGAUUCCUUGAAAUCUUUAAUUGCAGGGAUUUCUAGGAAAACGGGUUGUUUCUCUUGAACGUAAAUAUAUUGGACCAACAUUACAAGGGAUUAAAAGACUGCAUUUGUUUGUAUUGAAUUCUUGAUUAAAGUUUUUUUGUUUUUUUUUUUCGCCCCAUUUAAAUGUUAUUUUGUAUUCUCAAAGUUUUGAAACUUGAAUAACGGAAGAGUAUCUUAAUUUUUUUAAUUGCUGUGUGUAUGACUUGAGGUAUUCCAGGUUCACUAUACACUUUAGUUGUCAUUUUGAGUAAUUCUGACCCUUCUCUGUAGUAAUAUUGUAUUAAAAAUGGGUGGGCUGAGGAGAAAUACUGAAUUUACCACUGGUGUAUUUGAAUUGUGAUUUGGUGUGUAGCUGAAGCCCUCCCUUCACCCAGGAAUUGUGGAAUAAAAAUUCUUAAAUCUUA